This is a messenger RNA of Lachancea thermotolerans CBS 6340, 2445 nucleotides long. RefSeq names its product Nvj2p (gene NVJ2). Bases 1 to 2445 code for a protein of 814 amino acids. Gene Ontology annotation, cellular component: endoplasmic reticulum; ERMES complex. Gene Ontology annotation, molecular function: lipid binding. The transcript has a single exon. Gene Ontology annotation, biological process: phospholipid transport. NCBI's taxonomy places the organism in Eukaryota, Fungi, Ascomycota, Saccharomycetes, Saccharomycetales, Saccharomycetaceae. The record is from RefSeq and is a predicted model, not a curated record.
AUGACAAGCUUCACCACCUUCGUGUACGUCUACCUGCUCGGCGGGCUCACGUUCCCGCUCCUCGUAGCCUACGUUCUCUUCAAGGCCGCGCCCGACGCGCAGAAAAGGGCGUCGCAAGCGCCCGAGCUGCUGGUUCCGGGCCUGCAGCGCGACUUCAAAGCCGGCGACUUCGAGGAGGCCAAGGGCGUCGAGGUCGUCAAGAAGGGAUGGGUCACCGUCACGACAAAGUACUACUACCACUCGAGCGAACUGGUGCAGCUGGCGCAGCAGCAGGUGCCCGUGGAAAACUUGCCCUCGCGGGUCAAGCUGAAGCGCAAGCACAACUUCUACGCGGUACUGAAGCACGGCAACCUGUUCCUCUACCGAGACGACGCGCCUGACGCCGGUGUCGCGCACGUCAUAGUCCUGAAGGACAGCUUUGUGUCGCUGUGGCCCCGCAACCCGCGCGACGAGGCCCUCGACGGCUCGCUCUUCACCAAGAAAAUGUGCAUCGCCAUCCUGAAAAAUGGCUCCGCGUCCAUUGACCAGCAGGGCAACCUCGACAUCGCCCUACACCAGACGGACUUCAAGCACUUCGACCACUUUUUCGUGUACGUGACAAACAACACCGAGAAAGAAGACUGGUAUUUCGCGCUCAUCAAUGCGUCAAAGGUGGGCCUCCCCAAGCCCGGAGAGUCCCUCGAGAGCAGCAAGCUGAACCCCAACGUGUCCGCCAAGACCGCCCACUUCCGCACCCGAGACAUGCUCUAUCUGAUUCAAAACCUGAACUCCAACGAAGGGCAGCUCUCGACAAAGUGGCUGAACGCGCUUCUGGGUAGGCUGUUUCUCGGCUUGCAGCAGACCGAGACCUUGUCUUUGUUCCUCCGCGAGCGCUUGUACAAGAAAUUGACCAAGAUCAACAAGCCCGGAUUUCUCGAUGAUUUCGUUAUCGAGAGGGUUGAUGUGGGCAACGCGGCCCCAGUCAUCACGCACCCCGAGCUGCGAGAACUCACCCCCACUGGCCUCAUGAAAAUCGCGUUCCAGUUUUUCUACAAAGGCGGCAUGUCUCUCAUCAUAUCUACAAAGGCUAACAUCAACCUGGGGUCACGUUUCAAGACUCGCGAGGUUGCCCUGGAACUUGCUGUGACAGUGAAAGAAAUUGCGGGGCCUAUGGUUGUCAUGAUAAAGCCUCCGCCUUCGAAUAGAGUCUGGUAUAGCUUCGAAACUGAGCCGCUGAUUGACCUCGACGUUGAGCCCGUCGUGAGCACCAAACAGCUCUCCUACAACAUGGUUACGAACGCCAUUAAAAGCAAAUUUAGAGAAGCUAUAAAAGAAUCACUUGUAAUGCCUUUCAUGGACGAUAUGACCUUUUACAAUACGAGGGAUGAACUCUUCAGAGGCGGUAUUUGGGAGCAAGGUAACGAAUCCGCAGAAGACGGCAUUACUGUAAAGGAGGACCUCAAAUCACUCGAUCAAGAAGAAGAUGACCUGGACGCAAAACCCGAAGCUACCGGACCACAUGAAGAGUUAGCCGACAGCCCAACAGAUGCCCGUUCUGCGGUUUCAGACGAUGCAAUGCCCGACAGAGAUUCACUGAGCAAUAAAAAAGACGAAGACUCCGCGUCAAUAUCUGUCACGCAAAAAACACUGCAAAAAGUCGGGACCUUCAAGUCGUUGCUAAAGCGCUCGGACUCGACGUCUUCUAGUAACGAGUCUGAUUGUUUUGAGGAUGAGAAAAGCAAAAAGAGCAUUGCGGAGAGUCGCCCAUCUAUCGAUACAGAAGACUCAAAAAUAUCUAAAAAGUACCUGAAUGCUGGUUUUAAAAAGUUUGGUAAAUGGUACAAGGACACAGUUGCCAGCUCCUCAUCGAUUGCCGAAGGCUCGGAUAAUGCAUCCGUCCACCCUCAGAAUGCUCCUGAGAUGAUAUCUAAUCGAAGAGCGCUUCCAAAGACGAAGGAGAGAGAUCUCCCGAAGGUGCCUCCGGAAAACAUCAGAAGGUCCUCCAACGCAGCUGAGAUGUUUGCGAAAAAUAAGCCGAGAUCAGGUUCCGUUAAUUCAUCUGCAGGGACUUCCACCAAUCCCCGCUACCGACUCGGGACUUCCCCUCCUCACUCUCCAAGCCUGGUAAACAGCUGGGCGAGCCAUCAUAGCGAUGAAGAGCCCCUCGAAAAAAGUUUCUCUGAGACAGUGAACUCAGAUAAGUUCCAGGCUUCUGAUGUGCCAGAAAAAUUGCAUACUAAAGAGCAGUAUAACGAGGUAGCAGUUACAACACAAGCCAUCGGUAAUGUUGGAGAUCAACCACAAAGGGUUGAUGCAGAGCCCCCGCGCGUCAAUCUUCAUGAGCUCAGCAGAAGAAGGCCUGUUCCUCCUACCCCUAUAAGCAUUGAGAAGCCGGCUGAUGAAAAGGAACAACCAAGUCUACCUGAUCCUCCGUCAUCUUCUCACCACCAAACCGAAACUACGUAA